AUGCAGGAGGUUCUGGGGGCCCGCAAAUCGACCUCGGAGAAGGCGUACCUGAUAAACGUGAGCGUCCGACUCUUCUUUGCCCGAUGUCACCAACCACAAGACGAACAUGGCUUUCGGGUCGGCCCAGAUCGUUUUGACGGAGGAGUUCAGUUGGGUCAAUCGACUCCUCCGAGUCAAAGAUCAGCUGUCCGGCGGACCCUCCGCCAAGUUCCUAUAUUUCACUUCGACUUUUUCCUGUCGGAGACCCCUCCGCAGUCCUGCCGCUUGACCAAAAAAGCCCUGGUCGGCCUCCGCAGGGAGAUGGGGGCGCUCCGCAAGUCUCUGAAGAGGGGCGUGGCCGUCCACCAGACGCAGGUCAAGGAGGGCAAGGAGGUCAACAUCAUCCGAAAGCCCACCCUCCGCAAGUGCAGGGAACUCGCCGCCAAGGCCAUCCCGGACCUUUUGACCCUCCUGGAGAACGAGCCCACCCAGAAGACCCUGUGGAGGUUCUACGAGCACUUUGCGGCGCUGCUCGCCUGCGUGUACGGCCACAGAGGGGGGGUUCUCCAAAACAUAACUAUGCAGGAGGUUCUGGGGGCCCGCAAAUCGACCUCGGAGAAGGCGUACCUGAUAAACGUCGCCAACCACAAGACGAACAUGGCUUUCGGGUCGGCCCCAAUUGUUUUGACGGAGGAGUUCAGUUGGUCCUGCCGCUUGACCAAAAAAGCCCUUGUCGGCCUCCGCAGGGAGAUGGGGGCGCUCCGCAAGUUUCUGAAGAGGGGCGUGGCCGUCCACCAGACGCAGGUCAAGAAGGGCAAGGAGGUCAACAUCACUUGA
This is a messenger RNA of Pimephales promelas (fathead minnow), 816 nucleotides long. NCBI's taxonomy places the organism in Eukaryota, Metazoa, Chordata, Actinopteri, Cypriniformes, Leuciscidae. The record is from RefSeq and is a predicted model, not a curated record.